UCAAACGAGCUGAGAAACAAAAGAGAUGGAAAGUAGAUCUGUCAGAUCUAAACGCUCGCUCUCCAUCUUGACAGUUGACCACUUUCCCGAAGAGAUACUAUGCAAAUUGCCACAAGCUCCCUCUCUGAACCUUGAAAUUCUUUUAAGUGCUCACAUCACUCCCCUCCCUCGCUUCAUUUCAUCUCACGAGAGCUGACACGAAACUACCAGUCUCUCCCAUCCCUCCCAUCAUCCCAAAAUGGCACUCACAUCACAUGACACGCCACAAUACCACCUCCGCGGAAACAACUACCUCACUUUACCUCACUUUACCUCUCCCAAUCUUCAUUAAUCCUAGAUCCCAGCUCGUUCAUCGAUCGAAAACUCCCACACUCGCACCAAUCGCUGUCUCUCUCUUUCUCUCAUCAUCAUCCCUGUGCACCCAAACUCAAACUCAAGGCAUCCGAGGCAUCCCAUCUUUCGGUUCGCUUCGGUUCGCUUCACUUUCAUCUGCGGAUGCGAUGCGGAGCGGUGCGGCAGCCGCACCUGCAUGGUCGCCACGCCACGCCACCUCCUUUCGUUAAACCAACAUGCGCCCGUACAAUAUUACAAUAUUACAAUAUCGUAAUGCUGAUGUGAGGCCAGGGUAAGAGAUGGACUAUGAGUGGAUGGAUAUAAGCCGUUCCAAGGCUGGGCUGGAGGAAAUGGAAGGGUGUGUGCGGUGUUUGGGUGAAGGGUUUCGUACGCUGUGAUAUGUGAGUGGAUGGGUACCCGGUGCGUGGGUGUUACCAACGGUGAGAUGGGUAUAUAGUGAUGGGGGCAUGCAGCUCAGCUGGCUGUGUGUUGGUUGUGAAUUUUAAUAAAAGCUUGGAGAAUCGCAGCUAGAUUGAAGAGAAAAUCUGACACUUCUUUCCUCUUGAUUUCUGUGAAUUAUUUUUGUAAUUGAGACCGAGCACUACUUUUCUCUUCCUGGAAUUUGAUUUUGUACGAAGAAAUUCGUUUCAUCAUGAUCGACAUCUUACUUUCCGACUCUCAAAGAGCAAUCCGUGAUAAAGCCGCCCAAUUCGCUUCCGAUGUCCUCAUCACAGCAGCGGACACCUACGAGAAACACCCUACACAGAAAGAACGCUUCCAAGCCCUUCGUCCAUUCUAUAGCCAAGCCGUGAAAGCCGGCCUCAUUAAGGGCCUCAUCCCGAAACCAUUCGGUGGGACAGCCGGUACUGUGGUCGAAGCAGCUUUGCUAGUCGAGCAGUUGUGUAAACAUGAUCGGAGUUUGUCGUUGACGAUCUUCAGUACGGGGUUGGGAUUGAGCUCGUUGUUGAUUGCGGGGUCGCCCGAGCAAAAGGAGGAGUACUUGAAGCCGUUUUUGAGUGAGGAGGGUGAGCCACUGGCUAGUUUGUUGCAUACUGAGCCGGAAGGGGUGGCGAACUGGUUGGAGAAAGGUGGGAGUGGAUUGCGGACUUUGGCGAGGAAGGAUGGUGAUGAAUGGGUGGUCAAUGGUGAUAAGAUAUGGGCGACAAGCUCCUGCGGUUGGGAUGAUCGUGGGCCAGAUCUCAUGUGUGUUGUUUGUCGAUUCUCCGAAGAUGGACAACCUCAAGAACCAGAUGUAGAUCCAGCAGAAUCAUCCAUGAUCCUACUCAUUCCCCGUGAGGUUGUUGCGCAGAACAAGCCCGAAGCAUACCAAGUACUCAAGCAUAUCGAAAGUAGCGGCUUCUCUGCAACGGGCGGGCCUCAUAUUCGAUUCACAGACUUUCGUGUGCCAGGGAAGAACCUUCUUGCAGCUCCAGGUACAGCUGGUGCCGUUAUCACUCGGGCUUUCACCUCAUCCGCAGCACUUGUUGGUGCCAUGGCCACGGGGAUAAUGGCUGCUGCAUUUGAGGCUGCUCUUGCAUUCGCCAAGUCUGAUUUCAGAGGUGGUGCGCAGGCACUCUUAGCCCGACAGAGCGUUUCGGAUCUUUUGAUGGAUGUGAAAAUGCGGACCGACGCAGCUAGGGCAAUGACUUGGGUAGCUGCGAGUGCCUUGGAUAAUGGUAGAGGUGGGGAAUUGGCGCUUGAGACCAAGAUCUACUGCUCGGAGCUUGCUGUAAAGGCCGUUACUGAUGCGAUGCUGGCAGUCGGAGUGUGAGUCCAUCUCCAUACUCAUGGCAGGUUAUUGACUCUCUCAGUUCCUCGUACAACAAAGACAGCCCAUUCCCGAAAUUACUGAACGACGCCAUGUGUCUCCCAUUGACCGGCGGAGGCAAUGUUGGUAUCCGGAGGCGACAGUUGGAGCAGAUUUUUGUCGUUGAUGAUUACAAACCGUGGGCUGCAUCUUUUGGUUAGGUGUCAAUCAAUUAGUCGCCAAUCUCCAUUUUCAUCAUCUGUAUUUGGCCAUCCAGUGAGCCUCGACUGCCGGAUCGGGCCCGCGCAUGAGCUUCAUUUGAUAUGGCGAUGUCGAUCAAGUCAAGGUAAUGUUCUGUUUCUUGUUAACCAGAGAAAUUGAAGAGAACAUGUGUACACUUACUACCAACAUUCCAUCGUUUGCCG
This is a messenger RNA of Cadophora gregata, 2505 nucleotides long. RefSeq lists its product as uncharacterized. The record is from RefSeq and is a predicted model, not a curated record. The transcript is spliced from 2 exons. Bases 986 to 2104 code for a protein of 372 amino acids. NCBI's taxonomy places the organism in Eukaryota, Fungi, Ascomycota, Leotiomycetes, Helotiales, Ploettnerulaceae. Gene Ontology annotation, molecular function: flavin adenine dinucleotide binding. Gene Ontology annotation, biological process: butyrate catabolic process; fatty acid beta-oxidation using acyl-CoA dehydrogenase.